CAGAAGUAGCUCCUCCUUAGUACUUAAAUAAGUCACUUCUUAGUUUACACUGCAAGUACUAGUAGAUAGCUAAAGAACCACACAUGCUCUUGACGAAAAGAAUUCUCAUCGCCUCUUUUAGACCAGCUAGCCAUGAAAAAGUGAAGGGAAAAAGGAAAGACAUUCCCCUAAAGAAGCAAAUCGUUAUUUUACUUUGCACAUACUAGAUAGCUAAAGAGAAUACACCAGUUCUUGAUAAAAAGAACUGCCAUUGAGAAGGGGAGGAGAAAACUCAAAAUGAAGAAAAAGUAUAGUCGAACUUCUUUUUAAUAUUUUAUAUAAGUAAAAAGUGGUACUUAAACUUUGAUGCCUAUUAUCCAAAUUUAAGUAAGAAAAGGAGAUCCACAUUUUGUAUGAUCAUUUGAUUAGAGAGCUUAACUUUAACAUUUGUAGGACACAGAUUCUUCAGCAUUAACCACUGCUUUAUGCAACCACAAUGGAAUUCAUGCCCACAAUCCAAUAUGCCCAUCUCAUCUCCAGGCAUGCAACCUAGGUAUGCAAACCAUGCAAGGAACUUGACCUCUCCUGUUUUGUUUUCAACUAGUGACAACUUGGAUGCAUAUUCAAACGAUACCAGAGGUCAAACUUUGGUUCACGACACCAUAGAAGCUGAGAUUAGCACAGACGAUGAUUUUUCUGGUACCGAAGAUCUCCUGGAGUCAUCUGAAGCUUCAUCAGAAGAAAACUCAGAGGGGCAAAGUGAUUUUGACCUACCGAGCAACAGACCUGGCACUGAUGUGGUGUUGGAGCCAGAUUAUUUAUCUGCUUUAAGUUUUAUUGAUGAUGGUCUUUUGCAGAAGCAGAAGUUUCCGCAAGAUGAGAUUUCAUGCUCUGCAGAAUAUGUUUCGUGUAAAUCAUGUAGAAGGAUGGAAAUAUCUUCCACGGAUGUUAGUAACAGUGAAAGAGCUGCAUGUGACAGUUCUCUGCCCUAUAGAAGUGGGGAACAAAGUACGCUGCAGGAUCUUGAUAACCGGAUCACUAAUAGUUGCCACAAUACUUGCUGUCUGUCUGAUUGCUUUCCAGGAAAUCUUCUGAAUAUUGAUAGGAGGAGCUCUCAGAGUACAUGGUCGCAUGAAGUUGAGAUUGAGCCGGAAGUAGGCAGUUGUAAAUUUGGUGUCCAGUUGCCUAACAACGUAGAUUCUAGUGGUUCAGUUCUACCUCGAAAUCCUUCAUUGCCUGAGGCUUAUGAAAAGGAUCAGCAUCCAUAUAGAGCUUGUACUUUUUUAAGUUCAACAAGUUUGCCAUCAUGGAAGCUGAAGCAUAACUCCGACUUUCUAAGCAUGAACCCAAUUUUGGCUAGAAGUUCUCUUGUUAACCCAAAGAGGGAGCCUGAACAAAUGUUCUCAAGAGAUUCUAGGCAAUCUUUUCCUUUUUUUAAUUUCACAUCUAUCAGAGAUCCUUGCGAGGUUUAUAUAGAAAAGUUUGCUGCCAAUUCUAGAGAUCAGUUAGGAGCUGGGGUUUCUGUUUUGACUGGUACAGCAGCUACUGCUGCUGUUCUUACUAGUUGUCAACAUAACUUAAAAGAUCACUCUGAUAAGAACUUGGAGAAAAAGGAAGAGCUGUCUCAUACUUGUUCCCCUGUAGGUUCCGAGGCUCACAUUCAAAAAAUCUCAUCAUUGGAAAAUGCUGCUGGUGGGAGUGGUUGGGAGAGACUGCUUGCUAAUUCUAGCAAGAUUGCCAGUACAACUGCUAGAUUUCCGAAGACUAGUUUGGUGACAGUCCUUGAGAUGCCACUGGAUCAUAUUAUCAAAAAGUGCCUGUUGGAGGAGAUUUUGCUUCAAUACAAAUACUUGAGCAAGUUAACUAUACAAUUACUUGAUAAAGGUUUUAGUUUGCAUGAACAUUUGCUGGCUCUAAGGAGGUAUCAUUUUAUGGAAUUAGCAGAUUGGGCACAUCUGUUUGUCAGCUCUCUUCAGCAUCAUAAAUGGUACACCGUAGAGGCAGAAAAGAGAAUAUCAGCAAUUCAGGGCAUUCUUGAGUUGUCAGUUCAGAGAUCUUCUUGUGAAGGGGACCCUUAUAAGGAUCGUUUGUUUGUCUAUGUGAAAGGGAGUAUGACAAACAUCUCAGUUUCUGGUAGAGGAACAUUUUAUGGAAUCCACUCCUUUGAUUGUUUGGGUUUGGGUUAUCGAGUAGAUUGGCCACUCAGCAUCAUAUUGUCUCCUGGCGCACUAAAAAUGUACUCGGACAUCUUUAGUUUUCUGAUACAAGUCAAGCUUGCUGCUUUCUCUUUAAGUGAUAUAUGGCGCUCAUUAAAGGAUCUCUCUAAAUUGGACAAGAAGAAUCAACAUUUUGCGUUUGGCAAUGCAGAACCAAAGCAACUGUCCAUCUUAAUUGAAACAAGCAAUAUGUACAAUCACAACUAUCUCAUGUGUCCUGGUGCAGAUUCAUGCAUUCUCUUAAGGAUAAGGUUUGGAGCACCUUCUGAUCUGGGUUUUAAUGAAUUUCACCUUUUCCCCCUUUAUUUGCUGUUUGGUUUGUGAUUAUCAGCCUCUUGCUAGUCUUAAUCUUGUGCAUUUCAGUAUCCUACAAUAUGCUUUAUAUAAUGUUGUUUUAGAAUGGUUCCAACUUCUGAAGCUGAAUCAAGG
Molecule: messenger RNA, 2624 nt
Organism: Nicotiana tabacum (common tobacco)
Lineage: Eukaryota; Viridiplantae; Streptophyta; Magnoliopsida; Solanales; Solanaceae
Source: RefSeq, a predicted model, not a curated record